AUGUUCGCGCACAGAGAGAUACGUGGUCCUGCUCGUGCGCGAUCGCUCGUAUCCAGACUUUUUGACAGCUUCGCGCAGAACCGUGCAUUACGCGAGGCCGUGCAUUACACGCUAAAACACAGUAAGCGCUUCAAGGUACCCUUCUCCAGGGGUCAGACGCCGGCAUCCAUGGGACCAGGAAGGAAUAAAAUGCUGCUUCGAGUCUUCUUGGUCACCCAGACGAGCGACCAUGGAAUCUUGCAUAGCCUUUUCGCGGCUAUGUUUAAAUCCGGAUCCUUGAUAGAACUUGUCCCAACCACGGACAAUCGCCUUUUCGGCUUCGGUACAGUAUUUCAGUCUUUCCAUGUCAUUGUACCGAUGUUUUCUUGCAGCUUGGGGAUUCAAGGCCUCCGAAUCGUCUUCCUUGUUGGAAAUACUACUGCCGAAUUGGGUUACGAAGCUACCUCGGCAAUAUUGGGCACCAUAUAUAAGGAGCUCAAGCUAGUUCCAAUCACAGCUACCCGCUUUCCCGUCCGGUCGAGGUCCCGUGACCAGUUUGCGGACUGGGCGAGAAUACCUUUGAAGACCUGGCAGGGUCCACUAUGUUCCACUGAUAACUUCAUUCUUCUCGUAGCAAACCAACUGGUAAUCUGCAAAGACCUUGCGAGCUUUAUGAGCUGCGAGAAGGCCACUAGUGCCUAUGCUGACAUGAAUGAUUCUGAUUGGCCGAGAGUAGCAUUGUGGAGAGUCAGGGAUAUACAUAUCAAGACCAAACUACCCUGCCGGGAGAGUUGGUGA
Messenger RNA from Lindgomyces ingoldianus, 777 nucleotides. RefSeq lists its product as uncharacterized. The record is from RefSeq and is a predicted model, not a curated record. The coding region runs from base 1 to 777 and encodes 258 amino acids. The transcript has 8 exons. Lineage: Eukaryota; Fungi; Ascomycota; Dothideomycetes; Pleosporales; Lindgomycetaceae.